This is a messenger RNA of Porites lobata, 5223 nucleotides long. The record is from the annotation of a GenBank genome assembly. NCBI's taxonomy places the organism in Eukaryota, Metazoa, Cnidaria, Anthozoa, Scleractinia, Poritidae.
GCGCGAUGUUUCGGCGCGAAUUUUUUAAAAGUUUGGGCGCGCUUUUCUCAUUAACGAAACCUUCAUCAACGCUUCUUUCCUACGCGCAAGGAACAAAGACGUGUAAAAUGGCUUUGGUGACAAUUCCAGGCAUGGAAGUCCAUGGCGUAACGAAUAUAAAAGGUCAAAUUCAGGUAAUGUGAUGUUCAAGAUGGCGACUUUAGUAAUCUUAUUUGUGCAACCUGAAAUUUACACGCUUGCCCUUUGUCUUCUUAUCUUGAUUGUAGGUUAUCUUUGGUCCAAUGUUUUCCGGAAAAACGUAAGCUUCGUUCUUGCCAUUUUAUAAUGAAAUGUGUGGCUUAUUAGUUGAUAAAUCCGUGUCUUUGUAAAGGCCCAUAGCUUUGGCUAUUGUGUUACUUCAAUGUAAAGGUAAGCUUAUGUUAGGCGUUCAUCGUUUAUUCAUCUUCUUUCAUUCAGAACUGAACUGCUGAGAAGAAUUAAGCGAUACCAAGUCGCAAACCAUUCGUGUAUGGUGAUUAAAUACGAAAAAGACAACCGCUACGAAGCUGAUGGGGUAGCCACACACGAUAGGUGAGAAAAGAGAACUGCUUAUAUGUAAUAGAUGGCGAAUAUCAUGCGAGACUCGUGCGGGGCUCACAAGAGAGAGAGACGUCUAUUAGGGUGAUGCUCUAAUCAAAUGCAAUUUGCUUCCUCAGUGGAUUUCUGGGUAUCAAGUGAAAAACAUAAUCCAAUUUUUUUAAUAUUCUAUAAAGCCCACGUUUUCUGUGUUCAAAUAUGAGAACAAUAACUUUAUAACUUUAUUAUGCAUCAGUCAAUUCCAGCUGCGCCCAAUCUGCCUUUUUUCCAGUAAAACCUUCUGUGUAGUUGUAUUCUGAUACGAAACUGUGUGCGUGUCAAAAGCGCAGGAAUUGCCCCGGGGCUGGCAAAUGCCUGGUCCCCAGGCAGUGCAAAAUUUGCAAAUGCCCCACCCCUGGGACUGACAAGGUGGGCAAAUGUCCCGCAGUAGCUGGGGGGGGGGGUGGCUGGGCACAGCUGGAAUUCACUGAUGCAUUAUUCCAUCGUUCAUAUAGGUACAGACUCAGUAAAGCCAAAGCUGGGGGCUUAUUCGGCCUGUGGUCCGAAUGAGGGAAAUUAUUUUACAGAGAGAAGAAGACUGUAUGCUAAAUUACGAAAACUGAAACAAGAUACACACCUAACAUUAAGUAAGCUUACAUGCAUGCAGUCCUGUAACAGAGACAAAACUAUUGACAAAUAAACUAACAAUAAACCUAUGAGAAUCCUGCACUUUUUAAAGUUAGUGGCAGUAAGGCUGUUAUGGACAGUCAAGGGGAUAUCAUUCUAAACAAUUGGGGGUUGAGAACUAAUAGCAAAUUCAUACAUGAGGGACAUUUUAUGCAAGUUAAAACGAGAACGAGUGAGAUAAUCAUGAAAAUCAUGAUUAAAGUGGAGGAGCGAGGAAUGAGAGACAGGUAGAAGGUGAUUAAAAUGUGAGAAAACAAAACAAGAAACAUGGAAUUUAUAGAGUGAAUAAAGAACAAUGUGAGAACCAAGCUGAAUGUGUCCCUUCAUGCCUCCUUUACCUGACCACAUCUACUGCACAUUAGUUGCAAAAAGUGGUUAAAAAAAAUCUGGAAAAAUUGCAUCAUUAAUGCCACAAAUGUGUGUCAUUUUCAUUGCAGACAAACCCUUAGAGCAUCUGCUUGCUCCGUUUUAGCCCAUAUCAAACAAAAAGCUAUGGAUUAUUCUGUUCUAGGAAUUGAUGAAGGCCAAUUUGUAAGUUAUUACAUUGUGUUGUCCAAUAUUUUAUGUCCACCAACCAUUUUAUAAAAGGGUGAUUUUGAAAAAGUUAAGUUUGGAGCACUGACAUCUAAAACUGAGAUGGGUGCCCUUAAUAGUUAGCACUCACUAUUGCAAAGAUCUUGGAGAAAAAUAAGAGACUAUAAACAGUCUGUCUCCAUUACUAGGACAAACAACCACUUGAAAUUUCUAACCUUUUUGCACCUUGAUUUAUUUGACCUGAGUAAAAUAUGCUUGCUGAUGCUUAAUGAGUAAAGGAUCUUACAAUCUGUGAUUACAUAAGUCAUUAAGAGUGUGCAAUCAUCAGUGCAUCAGUUCAAUAACAAUUGAAUAGGGUUUCACAGUAUAUCCUAUGUAGCUGAUCUUUUAAAAUGCUUGUUGGGUGAAAAACCUAUAGUACACUGCAGGUUACUUCUCUUGUCGGGAGAACGUUACUUCAACUCAGUCACUGGGCUAGAAGCAUGGUCAAAAGGCCCACCCUAAGCUUGUUGAUUAUUUUAAGAACAAGAAGUUCAGCCCUUUAUUAAAACACCUCACCAACACUUGUACCCUGCUCCUGAAAUUUCUGAAUAUCUCAAAUCCUGGGUGCUGAACACAGUACUUGGAAGAAGUCAAAUCACAGACUAGGCCUGAGGAACACCUUGAUCGAUUACAUUACAUAACACAAUGUUUCUACUCUUAAUUAAGUUUCCAGACAUUGUAGAGUUCUCAGAAGAAAUGGCAAGUCUUGGAAAAAUUGUUAUAAUUGCUGCAUUGGAUGGCACCUUCCAAAGAAAGGUUGUAAUAAUAUUAUUAGAUUGAUGGCUACGUGCAUUUAGGUGUUUGACUGUUUACACUGAACCAAGCUGUUGUAUAAAGAUUUGGACUCCUACCUGUUCAAAAAUUGGAACGCUAAAAUCAAGGUCAAAUUUUAAGCUGGUUUAAAACUGGUAAAAAAAUUGAUCGGCGUGUUGUAAAUACCUUCACCAUCUAAUUGAAAGUUUUGGAUGUAUGGUAACUCAGAUGGGAGAUGUAAUUUUGGAAUUGUUAAGUCAAGCGCUAAUUAGCCUGCGUUGCAGACUGUCUUUAAAUCCCUGAUAUGCUACGUUGUCUAUCUGGGUCUCAAGUGACUAGUCUGGCUGCAAAGCAGGCUAAGUAGUAGUGCCCUGUGUAGGGGGUAAAUCCUGACAAUAUCCAAAUUUCAUCAACAGGAAGGUUAUGAGAACUAAUAAAAUGACCCAAAACAGGAAAAAAUACUUUUGGUUCUAUCAAACGCCCUCAACUAAAUGUAAUUCAUAGGGUUAUACAUAGAGACCACCAGUGAUUUUGUUACCCUGUUUCCUUCGUCCCUGACACAUAAAAAUCCCUAAAGAUGCAAAAUAAUUUAUGGCAUGCGUCCUGUAGGAUGCAAAGAUCGAUUGAUCGAUCUGAACAUGUGUAUAUGGAGAAAUAUCUGGCCUGUUCGUGUAGUUUCUGUGGAAGUUAUUAUGGCUGUUGUUUAACGAUGAAUAUUUCUUUUAGCCUUUGUGGUGCUUUAGAAUAGAAGGACUAUAUUUUAAUUUCAGUAUACUGUAUUACAGAGUUAAAUUUGGAGUCUGUCUUCAGAUUAACUGUCUGGUUACAUAAAGACCCAAGCAUUUUCAAUUUCAGACUCCUUUUUUUAACCAUGACUCAUUGGUUCUCAUGCCCAGGACUGGGACUCAUCAUUUUUCACAAGAUGAUCGAGUCCCAGGACUCACCAUAACUAUAUUUGCAACAAAAUGACUGAGAUCAGUCUGGAGAAAUUGUUUGCGGAUAUUGGGGCUUAAAGGUAACUUGAUUAGCCUCUGUAAAGAGAUUCAAAAGCUGAUGUUUCAAGCGCUACAAGUCUAUCAUCUUAGUAACAAUUUGCUCCAAUGAAGGGCUGACACCUCACCGCAUUGUGAUAUCACCAGUUCUUGCUUUUCUGAUAGAGCCUUGCUGAGAUUAGUUUUUACAAAAAAUGCCUUCAAAUUCUAGGCUCAUUAAAGUAAGUUCUUGCAAUAUUUUUAGUUUAAUGGCAGUAUUGUUUUUAAUCUUUGUAGGCAUUUGGAGGAGUAUUGAAUCUUGUUCCCUUAGCUGAAAGUGUUGUCAAACUCAAUGCAGUUUGUAUGCAUUGCUAUCAGGAUGCUGCCUUUACAAAAAGACUGGGAUCAGAAAAAAUGGUGGGAACAAUAAACUUACUGUAAAAACCUGCGUGUAUAUAUAAGGACCCCAUGGUGGUUUAAGAACCAGCAGGCAGAAAUUUGCCCUUUUAAUAACCAAAAAUAUAAGGCUGCCUGUUAACCUGUGGGUUACAGUUAAAUUCUGAUUUAUACAUUUAACGCAAGGAGUUUUACAUUGAGAUUUCAAUUUUAUGUUCCCAGAAAAUAACUUUAUUUAUUAACUUUAAUCAGUAUAUAUUUUUUCAUUAACUCUUGUCUUUGAGAUAACACUACACACAUUCUUAAUCACUUUUUUGAUUAAUAUGGGACAUGUGAGCACCACGAAACUCAAGUCUACUUAUUUCUCUGGUAGUUAACAAUCUCCUUAACCCUUUAAGACCCAAUAGUGACAGACAACAAUUUUCUCCUAACAAUAUCCAUACACUGUCAAGAGAUAAAGUUGUGAGAAUUGAUAAAAUGAUCAUCACAGAGAAAAUUCCAUGACCUUUUAUCAAAUUCUCUCAACUAAUUCUUAAAGGAGAUGUAUGGAGAUCAGUUUGGAGAAUUUGUCGGUGGAUAUUGGGGCUUAAAAGGGUUAAUAGAAAUUAAGAACCUAAUUAACAACCUAUUUGGACUAAAUUUGUAAUAACUACCCUAAAAUGAAAGAACCAUAAGGUGCGCAGUCCAGUGACAUUUUCCAUUCUUGCAUGCAUGUAGUAUUUUUUCCAGUUAUUCUACCGACCAUAAAAUUGCACUAUUGGGAAUUUAAAACAUAAAAUUUGGGAUACCCACUAUUUGUCUCACAUGUAUUUUUAGAGUUGUCCAAAAUUUUGGCACAAGAUAGGUCGGUAGACAUGACCCUGAGCUGUAAAGAGCCUAUUUUUGUAUUACAAAUCUUGCUAUGCUUGGACCUGCCACCUUUAGCCUCAGAAUUAAUCAAACACCUGUAAUGUGCAAGAUUUGCCCUCAAAUUGUAGAUCAAAGACUUUGAAGUUUUAACUGUGUUUUUCUUUUAAUCCACAGUGAUUCAGAGAGUACGGGAGGUGUACCAUAGUUGAUUCUUUUAUGUUAGCAAAUUUAUUGUGGGCCUCCCUCUUUUUUCACCCUGAACCAAUCUUAGCGGUAGCGCACUUGCUAACAAUAUUUUUUACAUCUUUCAUUUUAUUUCAGGUUGAAGUUAUAGGUGGGGCUGAUAAAUACAUGGCAGUGUGUAGAGAUUGUUACCAUUUUUCUUCUGUCCAUGAAGUGCUUUCAGGUGCUCCAGUUAAAAAUGGCUUUUAUUAGA